GUCGCACAAACACAUGGUUGUUUCUGAUGUAUUUUUAUGGUCUUUGGCCGCUAUAUAUCUCUUCGCGUUUUCAUCUCUAUAUGUUCAAAUACCUGGACUUUAUGGAAAGGAUGGAAUUUUACCAGCACGGAAUGUGAUUCAUGAUUUGACAUCAUGUAUAGACCGUGACACAAGAUGUCCAAUGUGGCAAUCAUGGGGGGAAUGUCAAAGGAAUAAAAUUUGGAUGUCAAAACAUUGCAGAAAGAGUUGUAGUAAUUGUCAAGAUUCUGAUAUUAAACUUUUCUUGCAAGAGUUAAACCUUCUCUUACUCACUCGCAAUUUGGGUUUUGAUACUGAAACUGGAAUGGAGUUUCUUUGCCUUGUUGGGAUGCUCUUAUCUGUUUUUUUGUUGCUAUCAACAUGGAUGAGAAACUGCUGGAGCUUUGGAUUUUUAUUUUUGCUCUAUUAUUCUCAGCACAAGGUCGGACAAAUUUUUCUUUGGUAUCAAUGGGAUGCAUUGCUGUUAGAAACUGGAUUCCUGGCCAUUAUUAUUGCUCCAUUCAAUAUAUCGUUAGAUAGAAAAAACAAAUGCUUUAUCAAAUUUAGAAGAUCAAAAGUAUCUCCUGCUGGCAGUGUCAGUUUUUGGUUGUUAAAAUGGUUGUUAUUUCGUCUCAUGUUCAGUUCUGGCGUCGUAAAAAUGACAUAUAGCGACAAAACGUGGUGGAAUUUAACAGCUCUUAACUGGCAUUAUGAAUCACAGUGUAUUCCAACACCUCUUGCAUGGCAUUUUCAUCAUCUGCCUGAAUGGUUUCAGAAAUUAAGUGUUGUUAUGACGUAUGUUAUUGAAAUAGGAAUCCCGUUCCUUUUCUUCAUUCCUGUUCGAUUUCUUCGUAUUUUUGCAGCGUUUGCUCAGGUUUUUCUUCAGUUGUUAAUAAUCCUUACUGGAAACUAUAACUUUUUCAAUAUACUUACGAUCAUUUUGUGUUUGUCCUUGGUCGAUGAUAAGUUUUUUGGGAUAGAAUCAACUCCUGAGGAUCAUGAACAGUCUGAAGCGUUGGAGAAAAAAGACGUCGCAACGCGUAGGGGUGAAAUCACAAAUAGUGCGAAUGAGGCAGAAUUAAAGCCACUUUUAAAAAAUAAAAAGCAAGGUGUAAAGCACGACUUGGAGAAAAGAAAUAAGAAGGAAAACCGAAAUUUUCAGAGUUUCUUUUAUCAGUUGAGAGAAUUUUAUGAAAGCAAGACUUGUUUUAAAAUACAAACGAUUGUGAAAGUUUUGACAAUUAUUAUUGUCUUUAUGUUGUUUACCAUCUUAACUGUGCGAUGGUUCUCACUGAGGAUAUCUUCAAGUGAACCUGUUCACACAAAAAUAGCUUUUUCCUCUGAUGCGUUUUUUUCUGCUGUGCGAAGUGCUACAUACAUCUCCAUCUUCUUGGGUCUCUGGUCUUUAUCUGUUGAAAUAAUAGAAGCAUUUAUAAGAUGUUUGAAACUGGAAAUUAAACGGGAUAAAAUAAUUCAAAUAUUCAAACUUUUGCAAGUGUCUAUUAUCUCCCUUUUUAUGUUUGGAUUAAGUUUGGUUCUUUAUACUGGUGAAAUUGACAAAGGCGUUCAGGCGAAUAUUCCACGAUUCUUGGUUACCUUACAUGACAAUACUUAUCAUUUAGAAAUGGUUCAUUCUUAUGGAUUGUUCAGAAGUAUGACUGGUGUUGGUGGUCGACCUGAAGUGAUUAUCAAAGGAGGUGAAACACCAACUGGACCUUGGAAGGAAUUUGAUUUUCUGUAUAAACCAGGAAAUGUGAACACAAGGCCUCCAUUUGUUGCUCCUCACCAACCUCGACUGGACUGGCAAAUGUGGUUUGCCUCAUUAGGGAGUUAUGAUCACAAUCCUUGGUUUUUAAGUUUAAUUCAUAAACUGCUGCUUGGAGAAACGCAAGUUCUUGGUUUGUUGGACAGGGGCCAUUUUGAAAACCAGCCACCUCAGUACAUUAAAGUUGAUUUAUAUCGAUAUCAUUUCACAGAAAAUUCAACUCGUUUUUGGAAAAUUUUGUCACAAACCAGUGUUAAAUCAUGGUGGUCGAGAGAAUAUGUCAACGACUAUACUCCUUUUAUAAUAAACAGAAAUGAUACUGAAUCAUUUGAAGUUCUUCUCAAGAAUCGUUUCAAAUUACUCAGGACUGACGUGCCCGAUGAGGCUACAUUUGGCUUUCUAUAUUCUUUGGUGAAUAAUCUUCGCAGCCCUCGUCAAGGAAGACUAGGCCCUAGUCUUAUACUUACACUGUUUCUUUCCUCACUGGUUUCAUUAAUUACCAAAAUAUGGUGGAGGCGAACUGGACACAAGAACCUUUCUCCUGCGAUAACUUGGUUAAAAUCAUCCAUUAUGAAGAUUGUUCCUAACAAGAUUACUAACAUUCGUCCAUACUUGUCGUCUUAUCGUAAACGCAUACGUCACUGCUGUAUUUUAUGCAAGAGAAGAACUCUUUCAAAAUUAAACAAAACGGUUUUUAAAUGGGCAGACUGGUCGAGGGGUAAAGAAUACGCAUCUCAUGUUAAAAGUUGGUCUAGAGUUGAAUGUUUGAAGGUAAAGGAGAGUGUGAUAAAGCUUGCGAGUUUUGACAUGGGACUGAUGGGAGGCGAACAUAUUUUGUUUUCUAAGGGAUAGCACCCAGCCCCAAGCACCCAGGCCCUAGCCCCUCUCGGUUCUGCUGCCACUGCCCCACUAUUUUGAGACACGUUCGUCUCAUGCUAUUUCAGGUUUUUCGUUGUAAGAUGAUCCAAAGUCGGUUAUGUGCUGUAGAGCACAAAGUUUUAUUUAAAAAUAACACAAUUAUAUCAUAAAAU
Messenger RNA from Dendronephthya gigantea, 2814 nucleotides. Its product is annotated as lipase maturation factor 2-like. Bases 14 to 2635 code for a protein of 873 amino acids. Gene Ontology annotation, biological process: protein maturation. Gene Ontology annotation, cellular component: endoplasmic reticulum membrane. The transcript has 21 exons. NCBI's taxonomy places the organism in Eukaryota, Metazoa, Cnidaria, Anthozoa, Malacalcyonacea, Nephtheidae. The record is from RefSeq and is a predicted model, not a curated record.